This is a messenger RNA of Python bivittatus (Burmese python), 2724 nucleotides long. The record is from RefSeq and is a predicted model, not a curated record. Lineage: Eukaryota; Metazoa; Chordata; Lepidosauria; Squamata; Pythonidae.
AUGGCAUCUUGGGGCUUGCUUGUUCCCCUGGUCCUCUACUUCAUCCUGGACUUGAACAAAGAAGGUUGCCAAGCAGAGACGCUUCAGCAAGUUUUCCGUGUGGAGCCAGAUAACGUCACCAUCCCUGAAGGGGAGACAGCUCUGCUGAAGUGUGAGGUGGAAAACCCGUCUGGCCUUGUGCAGUGGGCAAAGGAUGGGCUUUUACUGGGCCCCAACCAGAACAUCCCUCGGUUCCCCCGUUACAGCAUGAUGGGUGAGGCCAGCAAAGGGAUAUAUAACCUGCGAGUAAUAAAGAGCCAAUUGGAAGACGAUGCCUUGUAUGAGUGCCAGGUUGGACCCUCAGAGAAAACUAGCGGCAUCAUUUCCCGUAGAGUGCAUCUGACAGUCCUUGUCCCCCCGAAAAGGCCACUUUUUGUAGAGUAUGAGGCUAACAGCACGGUGACCUGGAUUGCUGGCACCGAAUACACCCUGCGCUGCCAAGUGAAAGAUGCCCGGCCACCAGCUGAGAUCACCUUCUGUAAAGCUGACAAAGAACUGGCAGAUGUGACAUCUACUAUCCAACCUGGUUCUGCAGACAAACUGUUCAGCACUGAGGCCAUGCUGAGGAUCACCCCCCAGAGUUCAGACAACAAGCAACUGCUGACCUGCAUUGCUGCUAACACGGUGACUUUAAUACCAGUCAUUGUCAGUUUCACCAUGAACAUCCUGUUCCCACCUCAGCUGCCUGUAAUCAAGGGCUACGUUGGACCUGUAGUAAAAAAUAAGGAGGAACUAAAACUGACCUGCAUUUCUCCAAGUGGGAAUCCUCUUGCUACGCUGCAGUGGCUGAAGAAUGAUGAAGUCAUCUCCAGGAACUGGGAGACAGAUGAUGCCAACCAAUUGUCCCGAAGUGCCCUGAGCAUGAAAAUCACACCAGAAGACAACAUGGCUAUAGUGAGCUGUCAAGCCCUGAACCAAGUUUUAUCUCUGCCCUUGCAGUCCAGCAUUGUUCUGAAAGUUGUCUUUCCCCCUGAACAGGUGAAAAUCAUAGGCUCCAGCAGCACUCAAGAAAACAGAGAGCUCUCCCUGGCCUGUUCCACCUCCACAAGCAAUCCACCUGUGAUGCUACGCUGGUGGCUGGGAUGGAGGGAGAUCAAUGCUACUGAAGUCACCAUUUUAGAGGCAGAGUAUGGAGGAAUGGUCACUGUAUCUAAUCUGACAUAUGUGGCAUAUCGAGAGGACAACGGUCUGCCCCUGAUCUGUGAGGCCUUCAAUGAAGCCAUCAUGUACACCAGAACUGCUUCUGUCACCCUCAGAGUAACAUAUCCACCUCAGAAAAUCUGGGUUGAUGUGCCACCACCAGAGACACAUUUUCGAGCUGGCACUGAAAUCAAACUCAUUUGUUUUGCCAGUGGUGGGAACCCUUUGCCUCGUCUUGACUGGUACAAGGUGACGUGCACACUUGCUGGAGGAAUACGUGUACAGCAACAGCCCUCUUCUCACCAGAGCGGACUUUCGAAGUCUUGCCUGGGCAAGCAAGAUAUCAAAUUAGUAAGGGAAGGAACAUCUUCAGCCUCAUCUGGGAAUAUUGUUUCCAAGGAGUUGGUCUUGACUACUACUCCCAGUGACAACAUGGCAACCUACCGUUGCAAUGCCACUGGUCCUCCCAGGACUCCAGCACUCACUGCAUAUACUAGUUUACUGGUUCAGUUCCCACCUCUGCAUGCGACAAUUACAGUGGCAGAUGGAAAGGUGAGACGUGGCCAGUCGGUGACGCUGACCUGCAAAUCGGGCAGCAGCAACCCUCCUGCUAGUCUCGCUUGGCUCAAAGAUGGAAAAAGGCUGAAUGGCAUUAAUUUAGGGCAAAAGAAAGCAGAAUAUGGAGGCUUCUCCACAUCAGAAAGGGUGACUCUGAUAGUGUCAUCUGCAGAUCAUGGAAAAAGGGUGGAAUGCCAUGCCUACAGCCCUGAACUCUCUGAAGGCGUGAAUACCUUCUACCAGCUUACUGUCCUAUUUCCUCCAGAAUUCUCCCCUGAGCAGACUCUCCUAGUGCAAGCUGUGGAGCAUGGGUCUGCCCAGUUACCCCUUUUGGUUUCUGCCAGCCCUCCUGAGAUUACCUAUCGCUGGAGCUUCCUUGGAGAGGUGGUCUUAACAGAGGGUUCCCCACGGUACCACUUGCGGGAUGGUGGAUCUCUGGAGAUCUGGAAUGUGACUCGAGCUGAUGCUGGCAAAUAUGAGAUACACUGUGAGAAUGCAGAAGGACGAAAUGAAAGAACCAUCACCUUGGAAGUGCACUAUUCACCAUCUAUCCGCAGCAUUGCAGAUCCAACUUACGUGGACCUGGAGGGCACAGCUGAAAUUAUGUGCCAGGCUGAUGCCAACCCUACACCGAAGUUCCAGUGGAGGUGGCUGGGCGAUUUGGAGCGCAGCCUGGAAGAUCUGGGCAUUGAACUAUUGUCUGAUGGACUGGUGGGCAGCCUGCGGGUCCAGGGAGCCCAACGAACUCAUGCUGGGCUUUAUGAGUGCCAAGUAGACAAUGGCAUUGCCCCAGCAGCACGGAGCAGUGCCCGUUUGAUUGUGCGAUACCCACCAGAAAUCAUUAAGGGCCCUGGGCAGAGGAAAGUGGCAGCUUCUGGUGAUGGAAGAAGCCAAGCUGUGCUUCAGUGCAGUGCUCAGGGUGUGCCCGGUGUGCACUUCAGUUGGGCCAAGAAUGGGGUCUCCCUUGAUCUCCAGAGCCCCAGGUGA